Messenger RNA from Sciurus carolinensis (gray squirrel), 1893 nucleotides. It is a transcript of the gene Ttll9, whose product is annotated as tubulin tyrosine ligase like 9. The coding region runs from base 127 to 1512 and encodes 461 amino acids. The transcript has 15 exons. Gene Ontology annotation, cellular component: cilium. The record is from RefSeq and is a predicted model, not a curated record. Gene Ontology annotation, biological process: protein polyglutamylation; microtubule cytoskeleton organization. Gene Ontology annotation, molecular function: tubulin-glutamic acid ligase activity; tubulin binding; ATP binding. Lineage: Eukaryota; Metazoa; Chordata; Mammalia; Rodentia; Sciuridae.
AGGCGCGCCCUUGGCUCGUCCAAUCAGAGCGGCGGAUCCGGGCGCCCCUUCGUCACCUUGGCAACGGGACGCACAGCCUCUCGCCCGAGCAGUGGCGGCUUGGAUCUGGCCCUGGGGAACUGCGUCAUGUCGCGACCGAAGAAUCAAAAUUACAAGGGCCAUGGAUUGUCAAAAGGAAAAGAGCGAGAACAGAGAGCGCUAAUCCGGUUCAAGACUACUCUUAUGAACACUCUGAUGGACGUCCUGCGCCACAGGCCCGGAUGGGUGGAAGUGAAAGAUGAAGGGGAGUGGGACUUCUACUGGUGUGACGUCAGCUGGCUGCGGGAGAACUUUGACCACACCUACAUGGACGAGCACGUGAGGAUCUGUCACUUUCGGAAUCACUAUGAGCUGACCCGCAAGAACUAUAUGGUCAAGAACCUGAAGCGAUUUCGGAAACAACUGGAGCGGGACGCGGGAAAGCUGGAGGCUGCCAAGUGCGACUUCUUCCCCAAGACCUUCGAGAUGCCCUGCGAGUACCACCUGUUUGUGGAGGAGUUUCGCAAAAACCCAGGGAUCACCUGGAUCAUGAAGCCGGUAGCCCGGUCCCAGGGCAAGGGCAUCUUCCUUUUCCGGAGACUGAAGGACAUCGUGGACUGGAGGAAGGGCACAGCCUGCAAGAAGUUCCAGGGCCUUGAGGCCCAGCCCUCCCGCUGCACCAUCAAUUCGUCCGGAAGCCAUGACCCCAAAAGUUCUGAUGACCAGAAAGAUGAGAUUCCUGUGGAGAACUACGUGGCUCAGCGUUACAUCGAAAAUCCCUACCUGAUCGGAGGACGAAAGUUCGACCUACGUGUCUACGUGCUGGUGAUGUCGUACAUCCCGCUGCGCGCCUGGCUCUACCGCGACGGCUUCGCCCGGUUCUCCAACACCCGCUUCACGCUGAACAGCAUCGACGACCAGUAUGUUCACCUCACCAAUGUCGCUGUGCAAAAGACGUCUCCCGACUACCACCCAAAGAAGGGCUGCAAGUGGAUGCUCCAGCGCUUCCGGCAGUACCUGGCGUCCAAGCACGGGCCGCAGGCGGUGGAGGUGCUCUUCCGCGACAUGGACAACGUCUUCGUCAAGAGCCUGCAGAGUGUGCAGAAGGUCAUCAUCAGUGACAAGCAUUGCUUCGAGCUGUAUGGCUACGACAUCCUCAUCGACCAGGACCUCAAGCCGUGGCUCCUGGAGGUCAAUGCCUCCCCAUCACUUACGGCCAGCAGCCAGGAGGACUACGAGCUCAAGACCCGACUCCUGCAGGACACGCUGCACGUGGUGGACAUGGAGGCGAGGCUCACAGGAAAGGAGAAGCGAGUCGGGGGCUUUGACCUCAUGUGGAAUGACGGCCCUGUCAGCAGAGAGGAGGGGGCUACUGACCUGUCGGGGAUAGGAAACUCCGUGACCAACACACACCUCGGCUGUGUCAACGAUCGGAAAAAACAGCUGAGGCAGCUGUUCCGCUCCCUUCAAGCCCAGAAGAAAGCAUCCAGCUGACCCCAACUGCCACGAGCCAAGAGGCCCUGCAAGGUGCCACCCUGGCCUCUCCAGCCCCCCGAUUCCAGCACAGCGGCACCACACAGCAUCCUCCCUCCCUCGGGCUUGGCAGCAGCUUCGCUGGCUAAGCAGCCUCUGCUUGCUGCUUGGCCUGGCUCCUUGGAUCCCCCACCCCUGGGCUUCUUUGCAUCAGGAGACAACCAAUCCCUGGGACCUGAGGGGCUUUAACCUUGACAGACUGGCUUGGUGACUGGACCCAAAGAUGACAAGUGCAGCAAGUUCUGCUACCCCAGAGAGAUCACAUCUAAUAAAUGAGCACAGACCUUACAUGGAGGAAAGUCACUGGGCACUGGGUCUGGCUCAGGGGAGGCUGUUGGCUGC